AGUUUUCAUUUGAUUUGUCCAAUACGAGGCAAGAAAGAGGCCGAAGUCAAACUACGAGGCAAACAAUGGGCCGGCGAGGGAAGAGGCGGGUGAAUCGUAGAGCCCAACCGGCGCCGCUCCAUCCGCUACUGUCGGCGUCCAUGGCAACCAAGAAGAGAAAGGUCGACCAAGAUGACGAGAUCCUCCUGCCUCCCGAUGCCAACUCCCAGGCCCACCACCAUCCCGUCGUGUACACACCCGCUCCUCCCUCCGACGACGAACACGGCGGCGAGGAGGAAGAUGACGUCUCCAAGCUCCUGGAGCUGCUCUCUAGAGAACAUCUCGUCUCCCUGCUUGUCACCGCUGCCGCCUCCGACCCCACCACCCUCUCCGAGAUCCGCCGCGUCGCGGACCUCGAUCCCGCCCACCGCAAGAUCUUCGUCCACGGCCUCGGAUGGGAGACCACUAAGGAAGGUCUCCGCGCCGCUUUCUCUGGCUAUGGAGACAUUGAUGACUGCCGCGUUAUCUUUGAUAAGGCCAACGGCCGAGGCAAGGGGUAUGGCUUCGUCCUCUUCCGUCACUGCAGCUCUGCCUGUCGUGCCCUCCGCCGCAGCCAAAAACUGAUAGACGACCGCAUGAUCUCCUGUCAGCUAGCCACCGCCGGACUCUCUGCUCAUCCCGCCCACCACAACAACCCUGGCCCCAGCGCUGGUCAUCAGGACAACCUAUCUAGGAAGAUCUACGUGGGGAACGUUCAUCCAGGUAUUAACGGUGCGCACCUCCUCAGCUUCUUUUCCCAGUACGGCGAGAUUGAGGAGGGUCCGAUCGGUUUCGAUCGACGCACUGGAAAGCCGAAAGGUUUUGCUCUCUUUGUCUACAAGACAGCGGAGGGUGCCAUGAGGGCUCUCGAAGAGCCAAGAAAAUAUUUUGAGGGCCACCUACUACAUUGCGAACGGGCCUUCGAUAACAAGAAUAAGGCGGCAUCCAACCAGAAUGCCGCGGCUUCACCAAAUAUGGCUCCAAGCACAGGAGUUCUGAAUGUAUCUGGUUAUGCAAGCACCCCAACAGAUAUGGCGUUACAACAAGCUGCGAUCAUGGGGCAAGGCCUUCUUAGCAUGUGUGGCGCACAAGCCCUUGGCCAGGGGAUUCAGUCAAAUCCUUCGAUACUUGCGCUACUUGCAGCAGCUGGGCAAAAUCCGGCUGCUUUUGGGGUCACACCUGCCAUGCUAGCUACCAUGAACCCUGCUUUUGUAGCUGCAUUUGGUGCAUCUGGUAACCAGCUAUCUGUACCUUCUGCAGUUGUUCCUCAGGUGAAACAGGUUCUAAACUAUGGGAUGGGAAGUACUCCAUAUCAAGGACCUCCAGGAUUUCAACUAUCUACAGGAUUUCAAGGGGCUACUGGUUUCCAAAGUUCACCAAGUCUCCAAGGCCCAUCAGAUUUUCAGGGGAUUCAAGAAGUUGCUCAACGAGGUGGAAGUAGCAGUUCUUACCUGGGAGUUCCAAUGUCAAGAACAAUGACUGGACCUAUGGCCUGAUAUGGUCAAAUUUAGGUUGCUGCUGAGGGUAUGGUUGGUGCACAACAUCCUUUCCCAACAUUAUGCAAGAGAGCUUGGACCUUGAAGCGAGCUUCCACUUAAAUCAAUCUGGUCGACUCAAAAGUAACAAAUCAGAAGAAAUUACGGUUGACCAAGGUGAUUGUCAGUCAAUCCACUAAAGAGCUAAUUCGGAUCCACCAAAGCGCUUAGAAUGUGGAAUAUCAUUGGCUUGGCAUGGACAUUAAGACCUAUCAAAGACACCAAUAGUAUAUGGAAAGGGAACUUUAGAAUAUCAUUUACAAUAAGCUAGCAAAGUUCUAGGUGAUUUCUUUCUGACAGUUCCUCUGCCACUAA
This is a messenger RNA of Zingiber officinale, 1868 nucleotides long. RefSeq names its product UBP1-associated protein 2B-like. Gene Ontology annotation, molecular function: RNA binding. The record is from RefSeq and is a predicted model, not a curated record. The coding region runs from base 66 to 1514 and encodes 482 amino acids. Lineage: Eukaryota; Viridiplantae; Streptophyta; Magnoliopsida; Zingiberales; Zingiberaceae. The transcript has 3 exons.